Messenger RNA from Fusarium oxysporum Fo47, 1410 nucleotides. RefSeq names its product nucleic acid/nucleotide deaminase domain-containing protein. The transcript is spliced from 2 exons. Bases 1 to 1410 code for a protein of 469 amino acids. NCBI's taxonomy places the organism in Eukaryota, Fungi, Ascomycota, Sordariomycetes, Hypocreales, Nectriaceae. The record is from RefSeq and is a predicted model, not a curated record.
AUGAAUAACAAAGGUGAACUGAUUCAUAUUAGUGGGGACACCUUCGAUCGCUUUGUACUACACUCUGCAUUGUUACGUCUGAUCGACCCUGUCCGAGGCAAACCGACCCGGAGUACACUCGACGAGAACCCAGACGGCAGCUUUUUGGGUGCAUGGCAGCUCCAGCAAAAGUUUCUAGACUCAUUUGCUCUUAUUUGCUCAACGUCUAGCUCAGGAGCGGAAACAGCUACGGCUGUGUGCCUGGAAACCUAUGACCAAGUUGGAAAUAUCCUCCGUUUGGCGCGCAACCAUGGCUUGGCACCGGAGCAUCUAGCUGGACUAAAAAGAGUGUUGCAAGUACUGCAAGAGGCUUCUAGAAAGGAAAAGCCAUCAACGCAAGCCGAGACCGAGAUUCUACAACUGGUUGCUGAGCUUGACAAAGGCCGAAUUUUGUCAAUUGCAGAGAGUAUUAAGAAGCGAGGCAUUCUCCGGUUUCUACAAAAAGUACAGUCUGAAGUUCAUGACAGUCAACUCCAGUCAGAAAAAUUCAGGAUCUGGCUUGAGAACUGCCCUUUCACAGCCUCUCCCUCCCUUAUCCAGAAUUGGACUGGUGCGACUACCGUCAAGCUCAUCCAUUGGGCGUCGGAAGCUCGAUGGCACUACGCUGAGCAACUACGAACUUUACUAAAACUUGUUGAAUCACAAAGUCAGGCCUGGUUGGAUAAUCUACACAAAGUAGCUCGCUAUCAUUCUGCGACCAAGUCCAUGGUCAAGUUUGCUGUGAAGGAGCCCGGUAUCUUCGUCAACAUCGUCAUCCGACCGAUCAAUGCUCCUAAUCCACGUCGAUUCAAAUUCCCGAACGACGAAGCUCCACUGCUUGCAGUUGUUCGCACGCUUGUGGGAAAAGAUACAAACAUGACAAUGGAGAAGCUUGAAAAACAUUUGGGUACCCAGGAUGUUGAAGCGAGGCUGCGUAAAGCCUGUCGCCUGGAGCUGACGCUUCAUGCCGAGAUGCAAAUCGUUGUUUUUUACGAAGGCAACCCUGGGUUAGCUCCCCACCUGAGGCUCAUUGGAACGAGCAAAAAAGCUUGCUUUCUUUGCGACAAAUAUCUACGUCAUCAUCCACUCAGACUGCAAGCUUCCGCUUGUCACCAAAAGAUUUAUCCAUCGUGGAUGCCACCUCCGUACUAUAACGUCCCAGGAAAGUCAACACAACUCCCCUUCAUAAAGCUAAGUGGCGAUAUCGAGAAAUUGACGAAGCAUGAGUUGAAGGCAGCACUAACUGCUCCCCUCCGGCCACCAAACUAUGAUUCGACUGCUGGGCCUUCUCUGACCUUAACAGCGACUGUACCCACGGAACUGAGAUCACUGCGAAAGAGUCAAGCAAAAUCCACGGUUCAAGAUGAUAGUUUCUCAGAGGAUUCUGAUUGA